This is a messenger RNA of Plasmodium fragile, 3690 nucleotides long. RefSeq lists its product as uncharacterized. Bases 1 to 3690 code for a protein of 1229 amino acids. NCBI's taxonomy places the organism in Eukaryota, Apicomplexa, Aconoidasida, Haemosporida, Plasmodiidae. The transcript is spliced from 4 exons. The record is from RefSeq and is a predicted model, not a curated record.
AUGGAACUUACCUGGAGAGAAAACUUCGACUCCGUGGAGAUAAAGCUGAAAAAGGAAGCAAGCGGCGAUGUUGAACAGCGCAACAAAAGCGUCUUCUCUGAUGUCAGAUGCAUAGAGGACCUGUGCUUGUACGACGAACACGUAGUAGAACUGGAAAAGGCAAAAGACCUGCUCAUAUCAGACACGUACAUCAAAAUAAACCACAAGAAUAAAAUCAUGAACAUCGAUUUGUAUGACAAAAUAAGCAUGGACAAGGAGCACGUACAAGUUAGAGAAAACACCAACUUUAUUACCUUAAAUUUGAAGAAAAAAGAAAACAAAUUAUGGGGAUAUUUAAAUUACUUUAAUAUUUUCCUCUUAUACAAAAAUGCCACAUAUCCAAAUUUGAUCAAGUGCACAAAGGAACAAAAGAACAAAUUAGUUGCACAAGAGCAGACAUUCAAAUCGAUAAUUAAUGAUAGAAGAAUGAAUAGUUUAAAUGAGCUGAAGAAAAUGAUGAAGAGAAAUAAAAACUCGAGAGACGACUUUAUGAAGAAGCUACAGGAUGAUGCGCAAAAAAUACAAUCCCAGCUGGAAGAACAGAAAAAUGAGCUGAUCCGAAACAAGAAGGACGAAAUCAGAAAAAGAGCGAUUGAUUCAAUAUAUCAAGAUUGUGAUGAAGACGAAAUGAAGAAAUUGGAUCCGCACCAUGAGGUAGACACGGUUAAUCGCUCAGAUCGAAAUGUCGACAACCCUAAUGAGCUGCUCAUCUCUGAAGAAAAGAAAGCAAAUGAGAUAAAUGGCAAAGUGGAAGAACUCGUCCGAGAUAACACAGAAAAGAAUCAUCAAUUGGUAGUACCCUGCUCAGACAUUGUUAAGGAAAAACAGCCUAAUCUACUACUACUCCAAGAUCGAGGAACAAAAAAUAAGGUCAUAGAAUUGAAGUUUACUCAAAUGAAGAGAAACGAACUUCCUGCAAGAGAGUCCAGAAUGUUGAAGCAGAAACUACCCAGCUGCACGUCCACCAAAAAUUUCUUCCUGAUCGUUUUGAUAGAAAAGGCAAAGAAGCUGUACUUCAAGAACUCCGACUUUGUCAGCUGCUUGGAGACACUCAAAUCGGUAUCCUCCUACCUGCUCAUGGGACACGAACUAAGCAAAGAGGAACACAUAAAGGUGCUGAACAAUUGUUCCCUCCUCCACCUGCUGACGAACAACUUGGAAGAAUGCGUCCGCGCAUGUGACAGCUGUUUGCUCAUAAUAAAUCAAGAAGUAAAAUGUUACAAUGUGCAAGAUUCCAUUUUUGAGCAAAAUACACCAAAGGAUGGAAGUAGUAGUUAUAUGAAGACAUGGAACAUGUUAGAAAAAAUAAAAUCACAAAAUUAUGUUCAGUAUAUGUACAGUAUCUACACAAUUGUUAGUGCAAGAAAAGUACUUGCGUUGAUUAAACAAGGAGAAGAGACCCAAUUGGAAAAUGUAGAAAAAAUUUACCUCUCAGUUGAAGACAUAAAAAAAUAUUUACCAUGCCACAUUUUUGAGGAUUUCGAAAAAGGAAUUGUAAACGUUAGACUUUUCACCACCUUGCUGAGAGAACUACUCACCCUAAACUUGGAAAACAUUUCACACACGGACCAAAUAAAGCAUACACUAGAAGUAAUCAACAAGCAUAUGUUAGGGCAAUAUGUACGAUGGGACAUUUCUUUCUGUUUCUCCUGCACCAUGAUCAGAUCGUUUAGUUUAAAGAACCUCAACAGAUAUUACGAAAACGUUGUGAACAUUAUGCUGUGCAUUUUAGUCCUUAUAGAAAGAGAACAAGAAACUUAUUUGAAUCUCAAUAAUAUAGAACCUGGUGCAGCUUCCACUUUUACUCUUCUUCACGUAUAUCAGUUUCUUCUUCUCAUUAAAAAUGAAAGCAGCUUUUGUGACAAAAUGGGAGAAGUGGAGACCCUGGAUGCAGACCUAUUUGAUUCCCCUCAAAUGAGAGAAGAAAUUAUGCACAUUUUGACCAACUACUUGGUAGGAGGAUACACAGACCUGGAUUUUAUUCUUCAAAAUAAUCGUUGCUUGCGGGGGAUGCUGUCCGCCAUUUGUCGAAAUAAAGCUGAUACACUUGAACGAGAAACCCUGCAGACACGCCUCGAAAAGACUCAGAUGGAGGGCGCACUACCAAUUGAAAAGCACACAACGAAUGAGGGCCAAGAAAGCGAACAACUCUUCACCCUUAGGGACAUCCUCUUACAGAAAAUUCACUACAAAAUGAAAAAGGGAGAAAAAAUGAUUAAACAUUUCUGUACCGCAAAUACACACACAUACCAAGUGAAGGUCGAACUGUUUCCAAGUCUGACAGAGUACCUGAAGGUGAAGGAAAAAUGUGAGUUGCUCAAAAUAGAAAUGGUCACAAAAAUGAUAAAGUCCAUGUGCUAUACGCUAAAUAUAGUACAAAAAGUGCAUAAGGAAAAUGAAAAAAAAAAGACGCAGCUAAAGAGAGUUAUCUACACCCUACUAACUGAUUUAUCAUGGAGCAUCCAGAAUAUGAAACAUUCGCGUGGACAAACGGAAAAUGUGGUUGGUCUCCUGCUUCUCUACUUUUGCUUUUCCUUUAUUUAUAACUAUCCCAAGAAUGAAUUCAUCAUCGACACGCAUUACAAAAGAGUCAACGAGGAGACUCAUUCCAAGUACCUAUCCCUGAAUGAUGCUGCAGAAGAAGGAAAAACAUUUUCUAAAGACAAGUUAAAAAGCAUAUUAGAGAGAACUUUCCUAUAUAAAUUUUUCUUAGACUACAAAAAAUAUAUGGAUUUGGAAAAAAAAAAAAAAAAAAGUCUCAGUUCCGCAGAAAUUAUAUCACAACAUGAUCCUGAGCAUAACGCCAUGUUGCAAAGAAUUUUUUUUUUCAUCAAACAAAUUAAAAGAGAAUCAAAAGAGAAAGCAAAAAUACAUAGUCGCUACCCAAUAAUAGCCUUAAUCAACAACAAACACAUGCAGGAGUUACACCAGUUUGCUUCAUUCUUAGAGAAAAAAUAUUUCCAUUUGGAGUCUAUCAGAUGCAGAAUUUUGCUACUAAGUUCUUAUUACUAUUCCCCGUCCCUGUCGAAUUUUAGCCUUCCAUACAUAUGCGCAUUACGCACUAUUUUUGCCUUAUCCUUUUUCGAAACAUAUGAGCAAAGAAAACUUACACCAAAUAACAGCCUUACCAUCGCAUCAAAAAAAAAUUUGCAGAAAAUUGUAUCCCAUUUUACCGAUGCAGCGUCCCUCACAUUUAAGAAUAAAAAACGAGCCCACUUUUUACAAUCACUUCAAGAUGGUGACGUACCAAAAGCCUUAGUGUCUUACAUUCGAACUGUCCUAUGUAGACUUAAAAGGGUUAAAAUAGUCCGAACCAUUUAUACCUCUCUACGUCGCAUGCACGCGGAUGGCAGAAUUCGAGCAAACGUUCGGGACGUCGUUCUAAUCUAUUUGGACAACCUCUCCGUGGAUUUCCACAUUUUGAACCGCGUCCUCCAUUUCUGCAAGCAAGACGACCUAUAUCCCCCAUUGCUCCUUAAGGAAAAAGCGACAAAAAACCUUAGCAAUUUUAGUGACAUUUCCUGUUGCGCAAAAACCACAGAGCCACUUCCAAACAUGGAGCAAUAUAAGCAUGUGCUUAAUUAUUAUUACAAGAAAUUUCUAAGAACAAAAAUUUUCCUUUUAAGUGGUCAAUGUACUCUCUGCCUGUGA